AUGCAAGAAUAAUAGGAGAAUAAUUUUAGUUAUGAAAUAAUUUCUAUUUAUCACCAAGGAUAGUUUAGCAAUGCACUUGCAAUAAAUAGAUCAAAUACAUUACUUCUUGUAGGAUCUAAAAAGAAAUUCAAAAUCUUUUAGUUCAAACACAAAUAUCUAAAAUAGAUUCAACAAAUUAACAAGCACUUUGAUAAUGUCACUACUCUAAAUUUUUUUUAAAUUAAAUAGUGGCUCAUUUCAGGUUCUAGAGAUAAUAAUAUAAUUAUUUGGUCAUCAAACUUAGUUAUAAACUCAAAAUAUGUAAUAAAAUUGAAAAGUCAUUCUGAUUGGAUUAACUGCCUUGUGUUGCAUCCAUUAUCCGAAGAUCUCGCUAUUAGUGGAUCAAAAGAUUCUACAAUUAAAUUUUGGUGUAUUUCAUUAUCUUCAUGUGUGUAAACUAUAAAACUGUUUAAUUAAUAAAUUUACUCAUUAUCAAUAAAUAAUAUUGGAAAUAAAUUAAUUUCUUGCAGCGAUAACAAUUCAAUAUUAAUAUUAAAAGCAUUAAGUUUUGAUUAAUGGAUUAUUACACAAAGGAUAGUUGUUUCUAAUUUUGGAUAUAGAUUAUCUUUUGUUAAAAAUGAAAUUUUCGUAUUUUAACCUUAUAGAUAAUCUAAUUUAGAAAUAUAUCAAUUAAACUAUGAAAACGAGAAAUUUUUUAAAAUAACAGAAGCAGAAAUUUAAGGAGGGGAUCAACCCUGUAAUUAUUAUUUUCCUAUGGUCUAUGUAUCAUCGAAAAAUUGUCUUCUUAUCAAACAAGGAUACAAAUUGAAUAUAAUCAAGAUAGUAUUCUCAACCAAAGAAGAAAUUGAGGAGUACAAAUUGUAAUAGGUGAUUGAUUUCAAAAAAGUCUUAUGGAGUCAAAUAUUUGGAACUAUGAGUCAAGAUGGAUAGUUCUUAAUAACAUGGGAUUUCAAAUCUCAUCUUUUUCAAAUUAGAGAAUAUGCCCACAAACCAUGA
This is a messenger RNA of Paramecium octaurelia, 996 nucleotides long. Lineage: Eukaryota; Ciliophora; Oligohymenophorea; Peniculida; Parameciidae. The record is from the annotation of a GenBank genome assembly.